Molecule: messenger RNA, 932 nt
Organism: Jatropha curcas
Lineage: Eukaryota; Viridiplantae; Streptophyta; Magnoliopsida; Malpighiales; Euphorbiaceae
Product: putative glutathione S-transferase parC
Biological process (GO): glutathione metabolic process
Cellular component (GO): cytoplasm
Molecular function (GO): glutathione transferase activity
Source: RefSeq, a predicted model, not a curated record
ACCCUUACUUCGAUAUCCCAAAAUCUUAAUUACAGUUUGAAAACAAAAACCUGAAGCAAAAUCAUGAGCGAGGGAGAUCAGCUAAUUCUUCUGGAUUUGUUUCCAAGUCCUUUUGCAGCAAGAGUGAGAAUAGCCUUGGCAGAGAAAGAACUGCAAUAUGAGUCUAAACAAGAAGAUUUGAGCAACAAAAGCCCUCUUCUUCUCCAAAUGAACCCUGUCCAUAAGCAAAUCCCAGUUCUAAUCCAUAAUGACAAACCCAUUUGCGAGUCAAUGAUUAUAGUUCAAUAUAUCGAUGAGGUCUGGACCCAUAAGUCUCCAUUGUUGCCUUCUCAUCCUUACCAGCGAGCUCAUGCCAGGUUCUGGGCUGAUUAUAUUGAUAAAAAGAUUUACCCUAUUGGAAGGAUGUUGUGGGCAUCUAAAGGUGAAGUGAAAGAAGCUUCAAAGAAAGAGUUGGUUCAGUGCUUUAAAAUCUUGGAAGGAGAGCUUGCAGACAAACCAUAUUUUGGAGGUGAAAGCUUUGGUUACAUAGACUUGGCACUUAUUCCUUUUUCAAACUUUUUUUACAGCUUUGAGACUCUUGGAAAACUUAGCAUGGAAGUGGAGUGCCCUAAGCUCUUGGAAUGGAGCAAAAGAUGCUUACAGAAGGAGACUGUGUCUAAGUCUAUUGCAGACCCAAAGACAGUUUAUGAAACUGUUUUGGGAAUAAGGAAGCAAUUAGGAAUGGAAGAGUAAAUUGAUUUAAGAAAUCAUUAUAGUUAUGGAUGUUGAUAAUUGGAUUGCUUUUAGAUUUCAAAUUUUUAAUCUUGUCGGUAAAAUUUGCAGUCUACUCAUUCAAUUGCCUGUUGAUUGAUUUCUUAGUUUUUAGUUUACCUUUGUAAUAUCUUUGCCUUACGAAUAAGAAAAUGCUAGUAUUGAGAUUUUCUUUUUUUAGU